This is a messenger RNA of Cydia strobilella, 1300 nucleotides long. RefSeq names its product transmembrane protein 267. The record is from RefSeq and is a predicted model, not a curated record. The transcript is spliced from 2 exons. The coding region runs from base 107 to 718 and encodes 203 amino acids. NCBI's taxonomy places the organism in Eukaryota, Metazoa, Arthropoda, Insecta, Lepidoptera, Tortricidae.
CGUCAUUUUUGAUAACAUAACAUCGUAAACAAACCAAAUUCCUGUAAAAAAACCUUGUAACAAAAUAACAAAUAUCCAAAUGGCUUGAACUUUACAAAAAAUAAUCAUGAAAUACGCGAAAAUCGUCCUAACCUUACUAUUAUGUUCUACGCCGUGCAUAGGAGACUAUAUAGUGUUCAAAUCAAAGUUUUCUUCUUCGCAAGUGUUUAGGGCCUUUUCGGACGGUGCUGUUCACGCUACUAUAGGAUUCCUGUCUUCAUUGGUGUUCUUCAGUCAUGAGACUAGUGGCAUGGGCCACGCAAAGCUGAUUAACGUUAUAUUUUGUACGUUUAUAUCUAGUUUUAUCGACAUAGAUCAUGUGAUGGUGGCCCGAUCUCUACAUUGGAAGGAUCUCACCACCCUCAAGCAGCGAGGCAUAUUCCACUGCACCACCUUCUGGCUCCUCAUCACAAUACCUCUCCUAAUCUACAGCUACGUAUAUAAAAAACUAAACAUAUACAUUAUAACUUGGAUGCUCAUGCUAGCUUACACAAGCCACCACAUACGAGAUGCGAACCGGAGAGGACUCUGGGUGUAUCCAUUCGGACAUACAUCUCCGCUGACUAAGUAUAUGUAUGUGUGUUUAACAGUGGUGUUGCCGCAUCUAUUUGGGAUGUUAAGCAGGCAUUGGAGGCCUAUGUUAAUGAAGGAAACUAGUGUAGAAUAUAUGGUGGUGUAAUACUCUCUUUUAUAUAACCAAAUGAUAGAAAUUUAUUUUAGAGCACAGUGAUAAGACACCACAUGAAAAAUAAAAAUUGUGAGGGGGUGACCAACUAUUUGCAAGUUAAUACCUAUGUGAAAUAAACUCAACAACAGGACACAUGCAGGCAGACCAAGGAUAUUUUACCGGAACUGAACUACAAACUCACCAAAAUGCUACUGAAAACACCCAGACACCAACUACGCAAAAUAGUAGGAUUAAUUACAGGACAUAAGACAUAACACACUAAACAAACACCUCCACAAUAUGGGAAAAACAGACAGCCCCAUGUGCAGAGCGUGCAUGGAAGAAGAAACAACAAAACACAUUCUCCUAGACUGCAAACAGGUAGAAGUAUACAGGAGCAAAUACCUAGGAACUCCGUACACACUAAAAGAGGCAGUUGGCAACCUAAAAACAUUGCUAGGCUUCACGGAGGAGCUGGGGGGUUAGAGUAGCGCUACCUCGUUUCACGCAAAAUAGGCACAAUAGUUGUUGAGUUGCGAAAAAUGCCCAGAAGCACUAACUCAAGUCAAUAAGGGACCGUUCCAAUAUUACGUA